Messenger RNA from Pyrus x bretschneideri (Chinese white pear), 1639 nucleotides. RefSeq names its product amidase 1-like. The coding region runs from base 111 to 1397 and encodes 428 amino acids. The transcript is spliced from 9 exons. NCBI's taxonomy places the organism in Eukaryota, Viridiplantae, Streptophyta, Magnoliopsida, Rosales, Rosaceae. The record is from RefSeq and is a predicted model, not a curated record.
UUAAAUAGGAUCGUCGUGUGAUUGAUGAGUGGAGAGCUAUUCACUUCUGUCGUCAAAUGUGGAGCUGCUGCUGAGGCUGAGAUUGUCUGAGACAGCAGUGGCAGAGAGAGAUGGCGAUAGACUCAGAUCAUGGAGCUUUCGUGGAGAAAUUCCUUCUUCGACCGCCGUCUUCGUCACCUGACCUUCCUCUGAGCGGUCUCACCUUUGCUACCAAGGACAUAUUUGAUGUGGCUGGACGUGUGACUGGGUUUGGGAAUCCUGAUUGGGCGAGGACUCACCCGGCUGCUGAAUCAACAGCUCCGGUUGUAUCGGCAAUUUUGAGUGGAGGUGCCACAAGUAUUGGUAUAACUGUCACGGCUGAAAUGGCAUACAGUUUAGAUGGAGAGAACAAGCAUUAUGGCACACCCAAAAAUCCGUGCGCACCAGAUAGGGUGCCGGGAGGCUCUUCUAGCGGUUCUGCUGUUGCCGUAGCUGCAGGCCUCGCAGAUUUUUCCUUAGGAACCGACACUGGAGGAAGUGUAAGAGUUCCUGCUUCAUAUUGUGGAAUUUUUGGGUUUCGGCCAUCUCAUGGUGUCAUUUCUACUUCUGGAGUUACUCCUCUGGCACAAAGUUUCGAUACAGUGGGAUGGUUUGCAAGGAAUCCUGCGAUUUUGAAUAGAGUUGGACGAGUGUUACUCCAAUUGCCUGAUACGGGUCCUGUCGUACCCACUCAGUUAAUCAUCGCAGAAGACUGUUUCCAGAUUUCAAGUGUUCCAAGCAGUCGAGUGAAACAAGUACUUGUUGACUCAGUUGAGAAGUUAUUUGGGGGUCAUGUCAUAAAAUAUGCUAACCUCGGGGACGUUGUCAAGGACAAAGUUCCAAGCUUGAAGUCUUUCUUGGAUGAAGGAAAUCCAAGUGAAGAGUACAUUAUACCGUCAUUGGCAGCCCUAUCAACCGCCUUUCAACUUCUCGUAAGGUAUGAAUUCAAGAGCAACCAUGGUGAAUGGGUUAGUACAGUCAGACCUGACUUAGGUCCCGGGAUAGCAGAACGUGUAUGGGCAGCUGUUCGGUCAACAGAUGAAAAUGUCGAUGUUUGUCACUCCGUGAUGAAUGAAUCACGCGCUGCUCUUACCGACCUUCUCGGGGAUUUCGGUGUCCUCGCAAUGCCUACAGUUCCAGGGGAUCCACCAAAGCUGCAAACAGAUCCUACUACACUGGAAGGUGUUCAUGCCAGGGCUUUCAGCUUCCUAUCCAUUGCCGUAGUUUCCGGAUUCUGCCAGGUGAGUAUACCACUAGGGAUGUGCGAUAACCUGCCUGUUUCAGUUUCCUUGCUGGCAAAGCAUGGUUCGGAUGGGUUCCUGCUCAAUCUUGUGGAGACUCUUUACGACACUCUCAAAGAACACGUCGGGAAGUUGUGAAUGUUGAGUACAAGAUUUUGAGUUGCAGAUUCUGAUAAUCUUUUCCUAAUAUACGUGCUUGUAAGUUCUGCCAGUUUAGUAUUGUUAUGUUUAAAAAAAAAAAAAAAAAAAAAACGUUUCUGCUGUAUUUUGAGAAUAAACUGUUGUAAAAUAAAGUUGUUGACGAUUUGAUAAACCUUUAUUGUAAAAGUACUUGUAAAAAAAAUAAAAAAAUAAAAAAAAGUAUCUAAUUGUUUUGUAAA